CUGAAUUCUUUGAGUAUUUGAGGUUGAACUCGCCGGAGUCCACCCCCGCUGCCAGGGUGGAGUUGGUUUGAUCCUACAUGGCGGAAACUUUCCUUCCGCGGUGAACACAGUGUGUACCGGAGUCAAAGAGGAGAGGCAAGAGAAGAGUGUCAGCAUGUCGGACAUGGACGCCGAGACCACCGGCCGCACGGAUCCCAUGGCUGGUGAAGAUGAGCCUUUUUUCAGCCCCCUGGACCUCCUCCUCUUCACCGUGGUCAUUGGCAUCGUCGUUUACUGCUUCAUGUCCCGCAAGAAGCCCGAGCCCAUCCCCGAAUUCAAGAAGAUCGACACACCAGCACCCGCCGCAAGAGAGACCAGUUUUAUCGAGAAGAUGAAGAAAACGGGCAAGAACAUCAUCGUGUUCUACGGCUCCCAGACGGGCACAGGAGAGGAGUUUGCCAACAGACUGUCCAAAGACGCUCAGCGCUACGGCAUGAAGGGAAUGGCCGCCGAUCCAGAGGAGUAUGAAAUGGGGGAGCUGGCCCGUCUCGCCGAAGUUAAAAACUCCCUCGCCAUAUUUUGCAUGGCCACCUACGGCGAAGGAGACCCGACGGACAACGCCCAGGACUUCUACGACUGGCUGCAGGAAAACGAUGACGAGGAUCUCUCCGGACUGACCUACACAGUGUUUGCUUUGGGCAACAAGACGUAUGAACACUACAACGCGAUGGGAAAAUACGUUGACAAAAGGCUGGAAGAACUCGGGGCUAAGCGCAUUUUCGACCUCGGCCUCGGAGACGAUGAUGGCAAUCUGGAGGAGGACUUUGUUUCAUGGAGGGAGCAGUUCUGGCCGGCCGUCUGUGAGCACUUUGGAGUUGAAGCCUUGGGUGAUGAUUCAAGCAUUCGUCAGUACGAGCUGAAGGAGCACACCGACAUCAACAUGAACAAAGUGUACACGGGGGAGAUCGGGCGCCUGAAGAGCUUCGAGGUUCAAAAGCCGCCCUUCGAUUCAAAGAAUCCAUUCCUGGCGUCGGUCACCGUCAACCGCAAACUGAACAAAGCAGGCGAUAGACAUCUCAUGCACCUGGAACUAGACAUAACAGGCUCCAAGAUCAGAUACGAGUCAGGAGACCACGUUGCCGUCUUCCCCACAAAUGACUCUGCGUUGGUGAACAAGCUGGGCCAAGUCCUUGGCGUGGACCUUGAUGCCGUUAUCUCCCUUAACAACCUUGAUGAGGAGUCCAACAAGAAGCACCCUUUCCCCUGCCCGACCACCUACCGCACCGCCCUCACCCACUACCUGGACAUCACCAACUCCCCUCGCACCAACGUCCUCUACGAGCUGGCCCAGUACGCCUCCGACCCCAAAGACCAGGAGAACAUGCGCAAGAUGGCCUCCUCCUCACCUGAGGGCAAGGCUCUCUACCACAGUUGGGUGUUGGGCGCCAGUAGAAACAUCCUGGCUAUCCUGGAGGAUAUGCCUUCUCUGAGGCCUCCGGUGGACCACCUGUGUGAGCUGCUGCCUCGUCUCCAGGCGCGCUAUUAUUCCAUCGCCUCCUCCUCAAAGGUUCACCCCAACAGCAUCCACGUCUGCGCCGUGGUGGUGGAGUACGAGACCCCGACCGGCCGUACCAACAAGGGAGUCGCCACCAACUGGCUGAAGAACAAACUGGUCUCUGACAACGGCCGCAAGUCCACCGUUCCCAUGUUCAUCCGCAAGUCCCAGUUCCGCCUGCCCUUCAAAGCCACCAACCCGGUGAUCAUGAUCGGCCCUGGCACGGGAAUCGCCCCCUUCAUGGGCUUCAUCCAAGAGCGGGCCUGGCUCAAACAACAAGGAAAGGAUGUUGGCGAGACGGUGAUGUAUUUCGGCUGCAGACACAAGAAGGAGGAUUACAUCUACCAGGAGGAGCUGGAGGACGCAGAGAAGACUGGGGUUCUGACACAGCUCAACGUGGCCUUCUCCAGAGACCAGGAGCAAAAGUUGUACGUACAGCAUCUCCUGAAGGCCAAUAAGGAGCACAUCUGGAAGCUGAUCCACUCUGACAAUGCUCAUAUCUACGUCUGCGGCGAUGCAAAGAAGAUGGCUCAUGAUGUGCAGACGGCCCUCUAUGAGAUAGGAGAGGAACUCGGAGGCCUGACUCUCACACAGGCCACCGAUUACAUCAAGAAACUGAUGACCAAGGGACGCUACUCACAAGACGUCUGGAGUUAAAGAGCUUUAGACUUAGCCGCAGCCUCGCUACUCUAAGCGAGCCUUUUACAUUUUUUUUAUUUUUGUCGUGCGUUGUUUUAUGGAAUAUAUAAACAUUACGCGCGUGUUCAUCUCCCUGGUUCACAAGAGCUACAGGUAGCAGAAGAUUUUAAGGCAAACACUACCUCAGCAUGUUUUGUUGAUGAAACACACUCAGCAAAUUCAAUCUGUAUUUGGUAAAGGUACUGGACCACCGGCCUGCGUGCACUGGAGUCUUGACGAGACCCCGUGGUGGUGUCACACCCAACAACGGUUACCCCCGUUUGCGGCGAAGAGUAGUCCUCAUUUCAGAUUUUAUUCUAUUUUUAUUUUUGUUUUUAUUUUUUAGCAGCUUUAUAACUUCACAAGCAGCUGAUGACAAGUCGGCGGGCAACGGGGACUCGCUUCAACCCAACUCUGGAUCCAUGCAACACGAUUUACACUGAAAUAUGUAGAGAUCUCAUUCAGUUUGUCAUCUUGCGAUAUUUGUAACUUCCAUCUAAUUGAUUCCCAAUUCUAGAGGUAGAAAAUAAUAUUGGAUCAUGCGAAUGUCUAAGUGAAUAUGCAGAGUUUUGUGUGGCAGUAGGAAGGGUGCUAACUUCAGUCUCUCAGAUCUUGUAAUAUUUUAGACCAAUCUUCCAGACAACGUGUAUGAAUUGAAAUAUAACAAGUAUGCAUUUAUCUUUUGACAAGAGAUGUGGCCUGUUAUGCAUGGCUUUCUGUUAAUUUUAUCAGGAGCGGUAACCUUUUUGAAUGGUUAGAAACAGUGAUGCAUCAUUUUACAGAUCUAUUAAUGUGAUUAUGUUUUAUAUUUCCCCAAAUAGCUGGCAUUUAAAUCUGAUAAAUGAAUGUCUGUACCAUGUACUAUUACAUUUUAAUUUGAUAUGUUGUGCUUCAGAGCACAUCUAGCCUCCCAAAAUGUUGGCUAUUUAUUUGAUAUGCAGAGGACCACGUAAGGGGAUUGUGGCAGCAACGCUAGGACACAUGACAACCACCUCUGCUCCACUAGUAUCUGUAUAUAUAUUUUUUUUUUUGUCACAUAUGCCCAAUUACAUGAAGAUGACCCGACAUAUCAAUACUACGACAUGUGUCUCAUUGCAUCUGGCAGCCAGUUUUUUUUUAUUGUGAAUAUGGGACGUUUGACGAGUACAACCAACCCGUUUAAGUGCACCCUGUGCCUUAUGUAUUUUCAAUUAAACUGAUGCUUUGCUGUCAUCCUAACACAGUG
Gasterosteus aculeatus aculeatus (three-spined stickleback) is the source of this 3437-nucleotide messenger RNA. RefSeq names its product P450 (cytochrome) oxidoreductase b (gene porb). Gene Ontology annotation, molecular function: flavin adenine dinucleotide binding; FMN binding; NADPH-hemoprotein reductase activity. Gene Ontology annotation, biological process: response to hormone. Gene Ontology annotation, cellular component: cytosol. The record is from RefSeq and is a predicted model, not a curated record. NCBI's taxonomy places the organism in Eukaryota, Metazoa, Chordata, Actinopteri, Perciformes, Gasterosteidae.